Hyla sarda is the source of this 1485-nucleotide messenger RNA. RefSeq names its product tumor protein p63 regulated 1 (gene TPRG1). The record is from RefSeq and is a predicted model, not a curated record. The coding region runs from base 205 to 999 and encodes 264 amino acids. Lineage: Eukaryota; Metazoa; Chordata; Amphibia; Anura; Hylidae. Gene Ontology annotation, cellular component: cytoplasm. The transcript has 7 exons.
ACAUUAGAGAACCGGCACUACCACUUUAACGGCACAGCCAGCAGCACUUCCUAUUCAGAUCACAAGGGCCGGGGCGGGCGGUAUAGUCAGCUCAGCCUCCAGGAGCAGUCAUUACAGCCACAGCAGGACGGUGACCGGGGUCCGGUGUGUACGGUUUAUUGUAGAAGUAUCGACUGGUCCCAGAAGCUGAGCCCAUUAUGAGAAAUGGCGCAGCCUCAGCAAGAGGGAGAAUUCCGUCCAGUGGCACUUGGAGCACAAGAUCUUCCGGCAUCAGGAGUCAACCAGGACACCCAGAAUAAACAGGCUCAAGAGAGCAAGCCACAUGAUUCCGAAACCCGUUCCAGCCAACAAUACGUCAUGAGAAAGUUCUUUGUUGCCAGGCCAGGAGCCUUUGAUCAAGCCAUUGACGAUCUGACAAACCAGUUGUUAUCAAAGGAGAAGGAAGUUGUUAACAGUGCCUGGCUGCUGACAGAAAUUGAUCACUGGAACAAUGAAAAGGAACGUGUUGUUCUUAUAACAGACAAUAACCUUUUCAUAUGCAAGUAUGACUUCAUCAUGCUGUGCUGCCAACAAAUCCAGAAGGUUCCUUUAAACUACGUAGACCGGAUAUGUCGUGGUCCAUUUAUAUUUCCACCCAAGUCCCUAGACAAGAGAGAUGGAGAAGGUCUGCGUAUUCACUGGGAUAAGUUGCGUGAGGCCUCCUUUGUUUCCCGCUGGAACCCUUUAUCUAGUGAUCUGCCGUACACUACCUUCAUUGAUCACCCGCUAAGUACCUAUUCUGAAAAGUUCUCUGCUAUUAGCCAGAUUUCAGUCUUCAAUGAUCAAUUGGUAAAAGCUGUCCAAGAAUCACACAAGAAUAACCCGGUGCCAGGCCGAGCCAAUGGAGCUUUGAUCUUAAAUCAACCACUUUUGAUUGAGACCUACGUCGGAAUUAUGUCCUUCAUCGGAAACCGCAACAAACUUGGCUAUUCACUUGCGAGAGGCAGCGUGGGGUUUUAAGUGAAGCUGAUAUUGUUAAAGUGUCAAGUGUUUCACAGAUAUUUUCUUUGCUGCGCACAUAGACGUAAGCCACAUUAUCUUGUUAUGUGUUCAUGUAUGGAAGAGAUCAGUCUGGGACCCUGAUGCUUCACACAACUCUUUCAUUGUUCAGAUGCUGUAGUAGCAUUUAUAGGAUUAAAUCCAGGGAUGACAAGCCGAAUGUUAAUGUUAGGGGACCACUGAAGGGGGUGUAUUUAGCAGUAGAAAAGUGCUUUGCAGCUACAUCUAAUUUAAUGUAGUAUAUUUUUAAGAUGAAUCAUUUAUAUAUCUUGGGACAGUAAAGACGUUGGUAAACACAUUCUAAAUUAAGAAAACUUAAGUAUAUAUUUACUGAUGACUGUAUGUUCUUUGUUAUACUUGGAUCUACUUUAUAUGCACAUUUGCAAUAUAUCGGUGCCAUUAAAGUUCUUUGCCAUAAGCUGUGUGUUUCUUGCCUUUUAUAAAAUU